AUGGGGGCGUGGGGCGCAGCCUACCAGAGCGGCGAGGGCAGCACCUACGGCGGCGACCAGCACUACAACAUCUACGCCCGCUCCGUCUACAUCCAGGGCGGCCCUCAGUACCCCUAUCCGGGCUAUCCAGGGAUCGGCGCUUCCCCCGCGGGGCCGUCGCGCCGCCCCCCCGUCCCGCAAGGUGUGCUACCGCCCCCGGGGGUCGCGGCGCCCGCUCUCACGACCCCCAUGAAGGCCCGGCGGAGACGGCGCUGGACGCGGCGGAAGUCGAUCGUGCACACGUGUCCCCACUCGGGCUGCGCCAAGAUCUACGCCAAGUCGUCGCACCUGAAGGCGCACCUGCGCACCCAUACGGGCGAGAAGCCGUACACGUGCGACUGGAAGGGCUGCGGCUGGCGCUUCGCGCGCUCCGACGAGCUCACGCGCCACUACCGCAAGCACACGGGCGACCGCCCCUUCCAGUGCCGCCUGUGCGAGCGCGCCUUCUCGCGCUCCGACCACCUCAGCCUCCACAUGAAGCGCCACAUGGCGCUCUGAGCGACGCGCGAGUCCGAAUGGUGUUCUGAGGGACGCUCGAGUUCGAGUCUAAGGUGCCAACCAUGUGGUGCUCUGACUGAUACUCGAGAUCGACCGGCAUAUGAGUCCGGUUCGAAGACGCCUCCGCAUAAAGCGACGGAGAAAGAUGCGGCGACGCAUACGCGAGCGCACAGACUUAGGAAUGAAUAUCUUCGUGUGAUUUGGGCUGGACAAAAUGAGGAAGUGCCGCUGACGCCUCAUGACUAAAAAGAUUCAUGAGGCGAGUUUCAAGCGGUGUCUCUCGGGCCGUACGGCGUGAGUGCAGGACAAGUGAUUAAUGUUUCGUGAAUGUGUGUAUUUAUUUAUAUCAAACAUUCAGACGUUAUAGUGAAUAAACAGAUGAAGUGAAAAGUGUGAGACACUGCUGUUGCGA
Molecule: messenger RNA, 949 nt
Organism: Penaeus monodon (black tiger shrimp)
Lineage: Eukaryota; Metazoa; Arthropoda; Malacostraca; Decapoda; Penaeidae
Product: Krueppel-like factor 2
Exons: 1
Coding region: 1-537 (178 amino acids)
Biological process (GO): regulation of transcription by RNA polymerase II
Molecular function (GO): RNA polymerase II cis-regulatory region sequence-specific DNA binding; DNA-binding transcription factor activity, RNA polymerase II-specific
Source: RefSeq, a predicted model, not a curated record